GUGUCUACUCGCUGCAGCUGUCAGAUUGGGAGCCUCCUUCAACCCAAACGGCAAAAACAAGAGCUUAGAGAACAAAAAAGACACAGGAAUGCCAGUUGUCUGUGUAGUGCCGUGCUUAUAGGACAGAGCAGUCUAUACCAGAUUCUGGAGCCUCCAAUUCUCAACCCAGUGUUGCUAUGGAGUCUGGCAACAACUAUGUGUUCAUCCAUGGGAAGAACAUCUCCCACAACACGUUGGCUGGCUCCGCUGCGGGACCCCACAUGUCCAUUGACAAGCUGUUUCCGGCUCUCCUUGAGUGCUUUGGAAUAAUUCUGUGUGGUUACAUAGCUGGACGGGCUGACAUGAUCACGGAGAGCCAGGCAAAGGGUUUGGGGAACUUUGUCUCUAAAUUCGCUCUUCCUGCUUUGCUCUUUAAAAACAUGGUCCUGUUGGAUUUUGGAGACGUCAUUUGGGCUUUUCUUUGGAGUGUCUUGGUAGCAAAGGUUACGGUGUUUGUACUGGUGUGUGUGCUGACGCUGAUUGUGGCCAGUCCAGACAAUAGAUAUAGCAAGGCUGGUCUCUAUGCCAUCUUUGCUACCCAGAGUAAUGACUUUGCCUUGGGAUAUCCAAUUGUCGACGCUUUGUAUCGAAGCACGUACCCAGAAUACCUGCAGUACAUCUACCUAGUCGCCCCGGUUUCCCUCAUGCUCCUCAACCCCAUCGGCUUUGCUCUCUGUGAGGUGCAAAGGUGGAGGCAGGCCAGCCAUCUGCAACACCGUAGUCUUGGCAUUCUGGGAAUUGUAGUUUUACAGGUGUUGAAGAACCCAAUAGUGUUCAUGGUGAUAGUGGGAAUCAUCUCUCAUUUUGCCCUGGGAGAACGGAUCCCCUUCGUUCUUUCUGAGUUCAUAGACGGCCUGGCCAACUCCUUUGGAGGAGCAGCAUUGUUUUACCUUGGCCUCACUAUGGUCGGCCAGCUAAGAAAACUAACCAGAGACACUGGAGUUGCCCUGAUUCUCCUCAUAACAGCCAAACUCCUGGUAAUGCCGUUGGUCUGCAAAGACAUGGUGGACAUCUUGGACGUCGGGGUGAACAGCACAAGCCCGAACCACACCAGUUUAUCCAAUUUUGCUUUUCUCUACGGAGUCUUUCCAACUGCACCAAGCGUGGCUAUAUAUGCCGUCCACUACAACAUGGAGCUGGAGGUGGUGACGUCAGGGAUGGUGAUUAGCACUUUUUUGUCGGCUCCGAUCAUGUACGUGUCGGCCUGGUUGUUGACCAUUCCUUUCAUGGACCCUAGCCCCCUGGUGGCAGAGCUGGAAAACGUCAGCUUCAACAUCAGCAUCAUCAGCCUCAUAGGACUGGUCUGGACCAUCGCUGUGAUGUUGCUUAGCAGGAAAUUUAAUCAGCUCCCUCAUCUAUUCGUGUUGAACCUUUUCCUGGCUCAGUUCUUAGUGUGCGUUAGCAUGAUCCUGUGGAACUUCCUGGUGAAACAAGAAGAUAAUUUCCUCAGUAAAGUUCUCACCUUCACUCUAUUGUACGGAUCUCUGUACAGCACUUACAUCUGGACAGGUUUAAUCCCUCUGUGUCUGGCUCUGACUAACAGAGAUGAUCUGCUGAGACUCAGACCUGGGCUCUUCAUGGCUGUGGGCUGGGGGAUUCCCUUUGUGAUGGUUGGACUCCUUCUCAUAUCAGGAGAAAGGACGGAAACCCUUGACUCUGCUUUCUUCUAUGGCAGAGCUCAGAUAAUCAGCUCUGCUGUGGUUCUGGGUGUGAGCCUGGCCCUCGGUGCUGUUUCUCUCAUGGGUCUGAGCCAGGGGGACCGGGAGCAGAUCGGGUACGAAGCCCUUAGUCGAGCUGCUGUCUCCGGCAUCAACGACGAACUGAGGGCCCCUGCUGACCUGGAAGAUCAACAGCAGCAGCAGGAGGUCACCUCCACAAAUUCUCCCACCUGCAGCAUCAAUUCACGAGAUUUCCACAACAUUUCUCCUCUUCAGACCAGGCCUGACAUGAUGGCCAACACACAGAGUGAGCACGCUAACAGCACAGGCCACAGCGGGGCGCCGUGCGACGGACAGCAGCCGAGUUCAUCGGACUCGGAGCAGCCACUGGAUUUGCCACCUCCAGGUCUUCAGAACAGCGAUGAUAAGCAGACUGUGAGACACGUGUUGCUCUGUCUGCUGCUCAGCGUCAGUCUGCUGGCGAAUCUAUCCAGCUGUCUCUGGUGGCUGUUCAACAAAGAUCCAGGCCGGCUUUACCUGGAGCUGCAGUUUUUCUGUGCUGUGGCCAACUACGGGCAGGGUUUCCUUUCAUUUGGAAUAUUUGGUCUGGAUAAACACCUCAUCAUUGUGCCGUUCAAGAAGAGGUUUCUCAGCCUGUGGCACAGCCGAGACGGAGAGGAUCCGAGUCCCUCUGCUGUGCCUGAGGACGUCCGACUCACCUGUACCCAGUUUGUCCGCUACCACAAAGACCAGUGUGUACAAGACAUAGUACAUACUCACAGGUUUGGAGGAGUGAAGCAGGAGAAUGGAAUUGGACGUUGCCUUUCCCAUCAUUCCCAGUAUUUAAACACAAAUCCUCAGAGACAUGGCAAGUCACAGAAUCUGCACUGGAAUUACAGUCCAGACAAAUCAUGCAACCAAACUUCACUUCCUUACAACAUGGAGGCUCCAGAUGAACACCUUGGAUACAUUUCUACUCUUCAGGGACACGAUGACCUCUAUUCAAGCCUGCCCCAGUCCUGCGUCUGUGAAGGCGUCUUUCGAGGGAGUGACUUGGUGGACUGGCUAACGGAGCAAGGUUUGUGCGCCAGAUGGACCGAAGCCAAACAUUACGGCGUUCGUUUAAAGCGGGAGGGGGAGUGGUGAGCCACCCGACAGGCCAGCAGAGCUUCAGGGACGAGCCAACUCUAACCUACUACUUCCUACAGGAGGAGGGAUGGCCCAGGAACAUCUGAGAGGACGAACAGAAACUUUGGGGUGCCAAACAGGAAGUGCCUUAUGGUGAAAUUACCACAAGAUACUAGCUGGAUUGUUGCAAGACCCAAAGACUCUGUGCAGAAUUACAUUACCAUCAAAAUCUGUUUUACAGGGAGAAAAUCCUUUUGCACUGUAAAAGUAUUGAGUAGUGCUUCUCCAUUUUCAUAAGAAAAACAACAAAACUAGUCUCGACCUCUGACUGGGGGUCAUAAACUCAACAUCCAGGCUUUUCCAAUCAUUCCCUAUCUGUGCUCCAGGUCAGGGUACUAACACUCUUCAAUGUGGAGGCUGUUACUGAGCUACAAAGUGUCAAAUGUAGCUGUUUUUAGUGUCAGUUUGGGGGUUUGAAGACAGUCAAAUGUAAGAAGGUAUUUAGAGAAAGAGAGAGAGAGAUGAAGCAGAUAACACGAAGGUUAACUGAGUCAGAACAGCAGGACACUCUGUUUUAUAGUGUUUUUAAACAGAUGGAGAUCUCUGCUUUGUAACGCUAAACAUGAGGGGAUGCUUCAAAUAUCAACUUUGUUUAAAACAAUGAAACAUUUUUACAGCUAUUCCUCUCUCACACGGUUUGACAUGGCCUCUACUUCCAAUAGAAAUAAUUUAUGAUCGCUCACAUCAGGAAGGCAAGGAAAAAAUAUUGAUUUUUUCUUUUCUAUAUUCUAGUUCCUAAAAAAACACUUGUCAUCGAUAAGAUCUGUUUUUGCUAUCCAAAGUUUUACCAAAACUGCAGAACUGAAUUCUGAUUGGUGCGUCUCUAUCAAUGAAAGUCAUUAGCGAGAACUUAUGGAAAAAGUGUGUGGUACAUAAAGACAGAAACACUACUUGUUGGUCAUUCAGUCUGUGAGCCAGAAUCUGGUUACUUUAUUUUUCCCUCUCUGAACACUUAAUGAUGGACUUUUGUCUUAAACACUGGCGUUUUCCUCAUGAAGUCUGUGUGAACAGAAGGAUGCUCAUCCAUCAACGUGGUGACGUGUGUGUACCAUUGAUGCGAGGAAAGCAGACAGUUGGACAGACUGAGUGAAUGUCCAACUACACUCCAGAGGGUUUUUAUGUUUCAGGUGAGAAGAAAAAAACAGCUUCCUGAGAAAGCAGUAUUUAAUUUGGCAUGCUGCCUUUGAACUAGUUUGGUGUCUGCUGACCUCUUGCAUGACUCAGCAUUGAACCAUUUUGCACUGACUGAAUAAAAAUUAAAAACAUGGA
Molecule: messenger RNA, 4154 nt
Organism: Xiphophorus maculatus (southern platyfish)
Lineage: Eukaryota; Metazoa; Chordata; Actinopteri; Cyprinodontiformes; Poeciliidae
Gene: gpr155b
Product: integral membrane protein GPR155-like
Exons: 20
Coding region: 177-2843 (888 amino acids)
Biological process (GO): G protein-coupled receptor signaling pathway; transmembrane transport
Cellular component (GO): membrane
Molecular function (GO): G protein-coupled receptor activity
Source: RefSeq, a predicted model, not a curated record